This is a messenger RNA of Cololabis saira (Pacific saury), 540 nucleotides long. Its product is annotated as calmodulin-alpha-like. Lineage: Eukaryota; Metazoa; Chordata; Actinopteri; Beloniformes; Belonidae. The transcript is spliced from 2 exons. The record is from RefSeq and is a predicted model, not a curated record. Bases 52 to 540 code for a protein of 162 amino acids. Gene Ontology annotation, molecular function: calcium ion binding.
UUUCCUCCCUCCGGUAGCGCUAGUAAGACCAACCGUCAAACUCACACAGACAUGGCUGACCAACUAACAGAAGAGCAGAUUGCUGAAUUCAAGGAGGCCUUCUCUCUGUUUGAUAAAGACGGAGACGGUACCAUCACCACCAAAGAGCUGGGCACCGUCAUGAGGUCACUAGGUCAAAACCCAACUGAGGCUGAACUCCAGGACAUGAUAAACGAGGUGGACGCUGAUGGCAACGGUACCAUUGACUUCCCAGAGUUCCUUACAAUGAUGGCAAGGAAGAUGAAGGACACGGACAGUGAGGAGGAGAUCAGGGAGGCGUUCAGAGUCUUCGAUAAGGACGGUAAUGGAUACAUUAGCGCUGCGGAGCUGCGUCAUGUGAUGACUAACCUCGGAGAGAAGCUGACGGAUGAGGAAGUAGACGAGAUGAUCAGAGAAGCAGACAUUGAUGGAGAUGGACAGGUCAACUAUGAAGAGUUUGUUCAGAUGAUGCAUGCAAAAUUUUCAACCCCGGUUCGAAUCCGGGUCACGGCACCAAUGUAA